AUGGGCACCAUGACGAACGCUCCCCCGAAGAAAAAGAAGCGUGAUGCUGCCGAGCAAAGCUGGGACAUCUUGUCGGCUCCACUCAGUGAUCCUAGCCGCUACCGAGUGGAUGCUGCCAACAAGAAGGACGUGUCUCGCCUCCUCGCUGUCGCUUUCAGCACAGGUGGUGUUCCGAGUAACUUUGCGGAGAACUAUCACUUCAAGUUGGCCAUGAAGACUUUGCAGGAGGUACUUGUGGGCUCUGCGCCAUGGAAGCCGCCUGGACGCAAGGAUCUCGCCAAGAUGCGGCCGCUGGAGUCUGCUGCAGCAGUCCAUGAAACGUCUGUUUGGAUGGCUUCCAUUCGACACCUGACUUUGGCAGUCGAUGGCCGCAAGAUGGCCGAGGGCAGGUUCAAGGAGUCGAUGCUGAACACUGCUGUGGCGCUCUCAGUUGCUGGCCUUGAAACGCAGUAUUGGCUGCUUGAAUCAUUAGUCCAGCCAGUGACUGUGUGA
This is a messenger RNA of Symbiodinium necroappetens, 492 nucleotides long. The record is from the annotation of a GenBank genome assembly. NCBI's taxonomy places the organism in Eukaryota, Dinophyceae, Suessiales, Symbiodiniaceae.